AUGGAGCUCACCAACCCGUUUCAAAGAGGUCCAAAGCUAGGUCCAAGCGGACGUUUCAUCCACGCAGUCAGAGGAAGUGCAGGCAAUGCCGAGGGUAAGAAGCUCCCUGAGAGCCCCCAUGUUCUGCUGCUGUGUCGGGAGAACUUAGCUCUGCAGCUAGCUCAGCCGGGUUCACCGCUCGCUGCUGUGAUACCCCUGGGAGCAGCUGACCUGGAGCAUCCAAGAGAGUCUGAGAAUCAGGACUAUGACUUCCUGGAAGGCUUCUACAGAAGUUAUGGAAGCUUCAUCCCACUCCAUCAGAGUGACGUGUUGAGACAUCUGAAUAGGAAGUUUAACUCUAAUUUCAAUGACAGGAAAAACUUGAUCUUCUCUGUAGUCGACAAAUACCGAACUGCAAUCAUCAAGACAUCUGCCUCCCUUUUCCAAGUCGUCCACAAGAAGCACAUUCUGAGUCUGGAGGACUUGUUGACGCUGGCUGAUGAGCACUGGCUCAAUGACCAGGUCAUGAACAUGUAUGGAGAGUUGAUCAUGGAGUCGUCCCAUCACAAGGUCCAUUUUCUCAACAGUUUCUUCCACCGGCAGCUCAUGACCAAAGGUUAUGAUGGUGUGAGGCGAUGGACGAAGCAGGUAGACUUAUUUUCUAAGCGUCUUCUUCUGGUGCCCAUCCACCUGGAGGUUCACUGGUGUCUGGUUACAGCUGACAUUUCCACUAAGAAAAUCUGUCUUUAUGAUUCUCAAGGGCAUUUGCUCCAGAAGGUUGCAAGGAACAUCCUGAAGUACUUGAUGUCGGAAGCAAAAGAGAAGAAACAAGCUGCUUUUGAAGAUGGCUGGACAGUCUCAUCUGAUGAGAAUAUCCCACAACAAGCCAACGAGAAUGACUGUGGAGUUUUUGUCUUAGAGUACUCUAGAUGCCUGGCUCUGUCGAGACCGUUCCAAUUUUCUCAACAGGACAUCCCAAAGAUACGAAAACGGAUCUAUAAAGAGCUCUGUGACUGUAAGCUUCAUGAACAGGACUGACGAGGCUGUUGGAGGUGGAGGUGAUGGUACAAGCACCUUCUGAUCAGUUGAUGAGCAACCUUACAUGUCUGAGGUUGGCCCUCCAUGUGAGGCUUUAGUUUUUCACAGCUGCUGUCAAAUCCAUAAUUCUUGUAAGAUAUCAGUAUUUAUGUGAUCACUAGUUGAUCAGAAGCAUCUCUGAGGUACACCAGAAAGCCUUAGUCUGUCAUGGCCUUCCUGUAUAUCCUCUGUUUUAUCUGUUAAUACCUCACUUGCAGUUUGACAAGCUUGAUUUCUGUUUAGGUCGUUAGGUCUUAAUCUGGUUCAAAAAAUGUAUCUUGUUGAAGCUUUGUCUUUCAACCCGAAAUGAUUAUAAAGUUUUACAAACAA
Messenger RNA from Girardinichthys multiradiatus, 1386 nucleotides. RefSeq names its product sentrin-specific protease 5-like. Gene Ontology annotation, cellular component: nucleus. The record is from RefSeq and is a predicted model, not a curated record. The coding region runs from base 1 to 1017 and encodes 338 amino acids. The transcript is spliced from 11 exons. Gene Ontology annotation, molecular function: deSUMOylase activity. Lineage: Eukaryota; Metazoa; Chordata; Actinopteri; Cyprinodontiformes; Goodeidae. Gene Ontology annotation, biological process: protein desumoylation.